This is a messenger RNA of Emericellopsis atlantica, 909 nucleotides long. Its product is annotated as chromatin remodelling complex Rsc7/Swp82 subunit-domain-containing protein. The record is from RefSeq and is a predicted model, not a curated record. Gene Ontology annotation, molecular function: chromatin DNA binding. Bases 158 to 835 code for a protein of 225 amino acids. The transcript has a single exon. NCBI's taxonomy places the organism in Eukaryota, Fungi, Ascomycota, Sordariomycetes, Hypocreales, Bionectriaceae. Gene Ontology annotation, cellular component: nucleus.
UUGUCGUUGGCGGUCAGCACGAUAACACCGAUGGUCACGUGCGUAAGCGUCCCAUCGCGGAAACGAAGUCGAGCCCUUGAAACCCGCUGCACCCAGGCACAUCUCAUCCGAGAUUCCUGCCAGUUGUGCUUCAAUCAGCUGUCCAUCACUCACUCCCAUGUGCCUCGGUUCGCAGGACACGAGUAUGCCGCAUCAAUCUGCACCAGCCUAUAUCCCCCCUCCGGCGCUGGCGGCAGUUCCUCCCAAGACCACUCCUACCAAGUCGGCUGUAAGGGCUCUGCCAACAGUUAGAGACCAUACGACCGACCAGCUCAACGAGACCAGCGACGAAUAUAUUCCGCGUGGAAUCGAUGAGCUUGGCGAGAAGAAGGUCAUGUCAAAUGGGGUGCUCCUUGGAGGUCGUACUUAUCGGUGCCGCACCUUUCUGGUCCCCAACCGCGGAGACAAACUCUUCAUGCUUGCGGCCGAGUGCGCUAGGAUAUUGUCAUACAGAGACUCCUACCUUCUCUUCAACAAAAACAGGUCGCUCUACAAAAUCUUUGCCAGCCAAGCUGAGAAGGACGACCUUUUUGAAAAGGAGAUUAUACCAUUUUCUCACUGCUCGAGGCAGGUUGCGAUCGUCACAGCAAGGUCUAUGUUUCGCCAAUUCGGCAGUAAGGUUGUCGAGGGCGGCUGCAGGGUUCGGGACGAUUAUUGGGAGCAACACGCCCGGAUGCAAGGUUUCACCGAGACCGAUCUCGCGGGAGAGAAGCGGCCAGGAGCUGUUAAAGACAGGGAAGCCGUCGAGGGGCAGACUAACGGAUCAUGUAAAGAGCGAUGUAUUCGGGCGCAGUGAAAGCAGGUCAUGUCUGAAGGGUUCAAAAUAUCAACUGUCUUUGAUUUUCUUUUCUCGCUCCGGAAUACUGUCCG